Molecule: messenger RNA, 1639 nt
Organism: Pocillopora meandrina
Lineage: Eukaryota; Metazoa; Cnidaria; Anthozoa; Scleractinia; Pocilloporidae
Source: the annotation of a GenBank genome assembly
UUUUUUUUUUUUAUCCCCACAGCAUUCAAUGCCGUUUUUACAAAUAACAAUGCCUCAGGUAGAUAUGGUCCACCAACACAAGGCAGUCAUUACACAGGUCAGGAUCAUGACGGACAAGCGACAUUAUCCAGUGGUAUUCAACAAUGGACUGUGCCUUACAGUGGUGAAUACAGAAUAGAAGCAAUAGGAGCAGCAGGAGGGUACGAUUCAACACCUAACAGCUCUCAGUACCGCGGAAGAGGAGCGAAAAUGAUUGGAACAUUCCGUUUAAACAAGGGUGAAGUCAUUCAGAUACUUGUUGGUCAAGAAGGAGGAAUAAACGAAUGGAAUAAGUCCUCUGCAGGUGGUGGAGGCACCUUUGUAGUGAGAGGAAGCAGAACACCUUUGAUAAUAGCUGGAGGCGGAGGAGGCGGUCAAAGUGUUAGAGCAAGACAUGGAGGAUGCGACGCCAGCACAAACACAACAGGAAAUCCUGGAUACAAAUCAUGGCCGGGGGGUAGUAAUGGACAUGGCGCACAGACUGCCGAUGAUCAAUGGGCAGGUAAGGCGGAAUAUUGCGAUGAUCCCUUCCAACUCCGCUCCUCAUUUAGCUAUAGAGAACACUAUUCACGUUCCGUUUUAUCAAGCCUUACACGACAUCUUUAAAGACUAUUAAUAAAUACUUCGAAAUGACACAAAAUUGUAAACGAUCUGCCAUAAUUGCGCAAUAUUGAGGUAACAUACGGAAUUUUGUUUAUGAGUGGCAAAACUUUGGAAAACUAACUCGUUCAUAUAAUCACUCGUUCGUUUUUCCGAGUUUUCUAACUCGUGAAUAUAAAUCCCUACGUCGUACUUGCUAUGAAGAAAUCUGUAGAAGUCUGAGAAAGGUUGUCGCAAAAAAAGGACAAAAGUGCACGCCGCGACAAUCUUGAAAGUUAAUCUGGUAUCUGGUAAUUAGUAGAUUUUAAUGGGCCAAAUCAAUUGAUUGAUACCUUGUGCUUACCGUGAAGUUUUCUCAGAUUUCCAUGUAAUUCUGAGGUAAAAGAAACGUGACCUGACAACUACCCACAUUACCUCUCGGAGUAGUCGCGUACACUUUUACACUUUUUGGCCGACAACCUUUCUCGAAGCAGCUGUAUCCACCAAACGGGUCACGUCCCAAUACGAAGGCAUCACGUAAAGGAUUGACCACACUGAUAUGAGUGCAUGUGAGUGUUUUGUUUUUCGCAAUAAAAAUGCCAAUAAUCGAGAAGCGUAACAUUUCAGUUUAACACAGUUCCGUUUUUGUUUAUUAUUGAAAUUUUUUUCAGGUGGUGGUGGUGGUGGGUUUUACUCCAGUGGAAGAAGUAGUGUAAAUUUUGGCGGAACCGAGGGAAAAGGUGGAGAAGGUGGUAAGGGAUUCCUUCAGGGAGGGGUAGGUGGAAGAUCCUUGCAUAACGAUAUCGUUGGUGGGUUUGGAGGAGGAGGUGGAACUCACGGAUUCAGAGCAGGAGGGGCAGGAGGAGGAGGCGGAUACUCUGGGGGAGGCAGUGGAAAAGGCAAAGGGAAUUCUUGUGGGGGUGGCGGUGGAUCCUUUAAUGUUGGACACAAUCAGCAAAAUGAUUGUUGUUACAAAACGGCUGGUCAUGGUCAAGUGACCAUCACAUUUCUGAUAAACUGA